GGUGCGGGGGGGCCGCAGUGGGCAUGCGCGGCGUGUGGCUGGGGCUCGCCUGGCUGCUGCUGGGGCGGCCGGCCUGUGCCGGGUACCCGCACCUGGAGGGCGACGUGCGCUGGCGCCGCCUCUUCGCCGCCACCCGCUUCUUCCUGCGCGUAGACGCGGGGGGACGCGUGGCCGGCACCCGCUGGCGACACGGGCCUGACAGCAUCAUUGAGAUCCGCUCCAUCCAAGUGGGCGUCGUGGUCCUCAAGGCGGUGCACAGCGGCUUCUACUUGGCCAUGAACCGCAGGGGCCGCCUCUUCGGGUCGCCUGUCUACACCGCACACUGCGAGUUCCGCGAGCGCAUCGAGGAGAAUGGCUUCAACACCUACGCAUCCCUGCUCUGGCGCCACCAAGGCAGGCCCAUGUUCCUCGCACUGGACGGCCGGGGGGCUCCAAGGCGCGGGGGCCGGACCCGCCGCCACCACCUGUCCACCCACUUCCUGCCGGUCCUGGUAUCCUGAGCCGGCUUCCCGGAAGUGUCGCAUAGAGCUUCUGUCCUCUCCAGGCCGGCCAGAGGCGUGGGCUCAGGUCCGCUCACAAGCCAGGGCUGUGUGUGGGCUGGGGACUGUGCAGAACCCCAGGGCAGCCUGACCUCAGAGACCUGAGAAGGCCUGCAGGGCAGCUGCGGAGCUGGGGACUUCAGGGCCGCAGGGCCAGAGCUGAGCAACACAGGAUCGCACCGGAGGGGGGCGUGCAGGAGGGUCUAGGCGUCAGGGUGGGCAGCCUGGAGUCUGGAGGCAGAGGGAAACUGCCUGUCCUCUGCAGGCUGCUGACCAGAGAGGAAAGUCUGGGAUCAAGAGACGUGGGUGUGCUGGGAGGGAGCCCUGGCCCUGAGCUAGAGCUGGGUCCCCCCAGAGACAGCCCCAGGACAGAUCACUGGUGAAGCCUCGAGG
Messenger RNA from Erinaceus europaeus (western European hedgehog), 932 nucleotides. RefSeq names its product fibroblast growth factor 22 (gene FGF22). Gene Ontology annotation, biological process: positive regulation of gene expression; fibroblast growth factor receptor signaling pathway; regulation of cell migration. Gene Ontology annotation, molecular function: fibroblast growth factor receptor binding; growth factor activity. Gene Ontology annotation, cellular component: cytoplasm. The coding region runs from base 24 to 500 and encodes 158 amino acids. The record is from RefSeq and is a predicted model, not a curated record. The transcript is spliced from 3 exons. Lineage: Eukaryota; Metazoa; Chordata; Mammalia; Eulipotyphla; Erinaceidae.